GGCGGCAUGAAUGCUCUCGGCAACGGAAUGGACCCCCUGCGCGGAUCGGUUGACCCAAUGCGGGCGUCGAUGAGCUCGUCGAUGGAUCCCAUGCGCGGUGGGAUCAACUCCAUCGACCCUGUCCGCGCCAGCGUCGGUCAUCUCCUGCAGCGGGCGUACGCACUGCCAUGUUCGACGGCCGCGCAGGCCUUUGCGCAUAUCGUCCAGCCGAUCGCACGCUUCCAGCUCGCGCUCGACGUUCUCUUGCCCUUGCUCGAGCAGCAGGAUCCACCAGCGGAGCCUGCCCAACGCAUCCUGGUCUCCUUCAUCCUCUACUCCCUCUACGCCCCGCACCCAAUCACGAUCAACCCCUUCAAGUCCGCACUCUUCGCCACCUUCGCCAAGGAGCGUGAUGCCGCGGUCGCAGUGUCCAACUCCGGCGGCGUCUCUCCCAACGAGCAGCUGGUGUGGGUGCUCUGGAAGAUCUUGAAAGGAGACGGAAACGAUAUCGGACCCUACUCCCCUGCGACGCUCGCGCGUUCGCCCUUGCCUGCCCAGCUUAGAUCAAGUAACCUUAUUCUCGACGAGAAACUGUACAUCAAUGUGUAUGAUAUAGACGAUUCUAUUUAUUCGAAUGCACCCGCGCAGUCAGCCGCCCGGGAGGACGAGCCACGCAAUACUGCCGAUGCCGCCAACGACGCUGCGCUCGCCCAUGCGAUGCAGCUAUUCGUCGCUGCGCGCGAGAGGGUGUUGACACUCUCGGAACAACGGCAAAUCCUCCCCCAGAUACCCGCCCUCGCCGCCUCUGGCAUCGUCACCACCCCCGAUCUCCCGCCCCUCGUGCAGUACAACCCCGUCGUCGCGCACCCGCUGCUCGUCACCCUCCUCACGAACAGCGACAGCCCGAUACCCUCGCCCGUGCUGGACGUGCUGCCCACGCUGGCGCCAAGGCUGCAGACGCUGGAUCUGAUGGGGAGGUUGUUGAGGGAUACGACGCCGACGGCGAUUGAGCGGGAUGCGGUGGGGCAGGAUGUGUCGUCGUCGCCGACGAGUAGUACUCUGGCGCGCGCGAGGAGUCCGAGCGGGGAGGAUGGGCAGAGGAAGCUGACGGUCGGCGAGCUUGUGCGGGUGGAGGUGCUGGACCGGUUCGUGCAUGAGGCGAUCGAAUAUCUAGAUGCGGUCGAAAGGGAGGCGACGGGAGAUGAUCGGCACGCACAGGGCGUGGUGCAUCUCUGCCGCUUCUACCACUCGCUCAUCAAGCUCGGCAUCGUCGACCCCGCGGACGAGGUCGGCUCGGCGGAGAUGAUGCACUUCAGCCUGCGGAACGCGCGGUACGAGGAGGCGAAUGCGGUGUAUCGCGUGCUUGCGAUGGGCGGGCGAGGGGAGGGGAUUUGAGGUGUGAGCGGCCAUCGUGAGGUGUGGUUUGCCAUCGCGAGGUGUGGGUGGUCAUCGCGAGGUGAGGGUGGCCAUCGUGGGGUGUAGGUGGCCGUCGUUGGAACUGCUUUUAUUCGACUGCGUGGUUCUCGUGGUGCCUGGCUCUGUGCGCUCCUGCUUUUCGUUGGGAUCGGAUUUGCUCGCUGCGCUUGGACAAGAACUAAUUCAUGUUACGACCCGAGCUUGAGUACUUAUGCCCUGAGAUGCUGUAAGACAUAAUCCUCGUCCGCCUUGCCGUAUCUCGCUGUUUGCCUUCGUUGACCAACGGGUCCGAGUUUAGGAUAUGUGCCGUGCACGACUUACUAUGUUACUUUAUGUGUUUAUGCUAUGCACGUUUGGAUGCGCGCUUUCGUGCCACUUUC
Messenger RNA from Schizophyllum commune H4-8, 1775 nucleotides. RefSeq lists its product as uncharacterized. The coding region runs from base 7 to 1374 and encodes 455 amino acids. The transcript has 6 exons. Lineage: Eukaryota; Fungi; Basidiomycota; Agaricomycetes; Agaricales; Schizophyllaceae. The record is from RefSeq and is a predicted model, not a curated record. Gene Ontology annotation, cellular component: CCR4-NOT complex.